Messenger RNA from Penicillium subrubescens, 924 nucleotides. RefSeq lists its product as uncharacterized. The transcript has 2 exons. The coding region runs from base 1 to 924 and encodes 307 amino acids. Lineage: Eukaryota; Fungi; Ascomycota; Eurotiomycetes; Eurotiales; Aspergillaceae. The record is from RefSeq and is a predicted model, not a curated record. Gene Ontology annotation, molecular function: transmembrane transporter activity. Gene Ontology annotation, biological process: transmembrane transport.
AUGGCCCUUGUCAUUACCGGCUAUAUCGGACUGAACGCAGAUUGGCGCAUGAUAUUCUGGGUCCUGAUGGCUAUCACCGGUGUCAAGAAGGCAAAGCGGGCACGUAUGCAGAUGAAAAAGGAAAGCCUCCGAUCUGCAGAGUCGACUGUCGACGUAAACGCCAGCGGCCGAAAGGGCUUACAUGAGUUAUUCGCCAUUACCCUUACCCGACCAUUCCGGUUCCUGUUCUCCGAGCCGAUCACCACCUUCUCCGUCAUCUACAACGGAUUCCUCUACAUUCUCGUCUAUUUAUUCAACGAGACAAUCCCGCUCGUCUUUGGAGCUCCCAAGGGGCAUCCUUUUAAUGUCGGCCAGCAGGGGCUUGCAUUCCUCGGCAUGGCCAUUUGCCUCAUUGUCGCGUUUUGCCUGUACCCUCUCCAAGAGCGAUAUUACCUCCGUCAAGUUGCAGAGAACGGAGGCAAAGGUGUCCCUGAGGCGCGUAUGUGGAUGGCGCGGGGUGGUGCCAUGAUGAUCCCUGUCAGCCUGUUCUGGUUUGGAUGGACCAGCUACCGAUCGAUUCACUGGAUUGUGCCGAUCAUUGCCUCCUCCCUGUUUGGAGCGGGAAUCUACAUUGUGAUUCUCAGUAUUCUCAAUUAUAUUGUCGACAGCUAUCCAACCUAUUCUGCCUCUGCACUUGCGGGUGUGAUUCUUGUUCGCAACGUGGUAGGAGCUGGGUUUCCUCUCUUUGCGACUCAGAUGUAUGAGAACCUGGACUAUGAGUGGGCCUCUAGCCUUCUAGGAUUCAUAUCCAUUUUGUUGGUGCCCAUCCUAUUCAUCUUCUUCUAUAAAGGAAAGGCUAUUCGUCUGCGGAGCCCUUGGGCCAAAGAGCAUUUUGACCAGCACGAAGAUAGUCCACAAGGCAGUCACAAAAUGGGGUUCCCGUGA